AUGUCUCACGAUACAAUAUGCGAUAUUCUAACGCGGGGCUUAAGCAUGAUCAGUCAGCAACUUUCUCAGAUACCUCCUCCUGCACUUCCAGCACCUCUAUCUACACCAGAACCAACCAUCGCUCUAUCGCGUCCUCCUGCACCUCCAUCUGCGCCGGAAUCAACCAUCGCUCCAUUGCCUCCUGAUAUUUCCGUCGCUGUUCCAUCUGUAGAACGCACUGCAUCCGAGUCCGAUAUCUCAUAUUAUCUCGUUUAUUACUUCGUUACACCUCUACCUAAAUUCCGUAUUUCCGUACACUAUGUACAAAAUGUUCCUAGCUUACUUCACUCCAUGCCUCCUAGGAAGAAAGCCAGGCGUGCUUCUCCCUCGCGGUCCUUGAGUCCCCGCAAUUCGAGGACGAGGAAGGUCGCCAGCACGGCACCCGAAGACGUUGACGAUUCUCGACGGCGAAGCGAACGGUCCACACGAGGUGUUGGUGGUCAUGUAGCACAGCUCAAAAAAGCUGGAGAGAUCUUGAUGGCCCCAGCAAGGCAACGGAAGGGAAGAGGCGCUGUCGAAAUAAGUGACUCAGAAGUCAAUCCCAUGGCACCUUCGCAGCAGCUCAAGAAAGGGAAGAAAAAGGCUGAUACGAAUUUCCUGCCUCGUCCUGUUGAAGACGACGACUCACAAUCAAACACUCAACGUCGUAAUCCGUUUCUACGCAUGGCCGGCCCUGAUGAUAGGUUUGGAUUCAAGUCAUCUUCCACUGACAAACAGGAUCCUCGGGAGGCAACUCAGCCCAUCGGUCGCAGCUCCAAGAAAGCCGUAGGCGAAUCCGUAGAAGAUGAGGCGAGGAAGGAUAGAAUGUGGGACUUGGAUGAACGUGAUGAGUUAGAGAAUGACGAGUUAGAGAAUGACGCCGAUGAACAUGAUCACAAUGAUCGACCCAGCGAAGAUGAAGAUAGUUUGUUGCGGGAUACGCGGGAGGCUUCAGUCGACCGCAUGGCUUUAUGCGGCGAUGAAGACAAUGAAGGCGAUGAAGAUGGCGAUACUCAGAUGGAUCCCGACCAGGGGGAUUUUGACAGCCGAGACUCGGGCAAUGAUACUCAUCAUGAAGCCACAGACACUUUCGAUGUCCUUGAACGCCAUCAAACGAAAAAUGGACGACGCAAAGCUCCCUCCCCGACUCAUUUAGCACGCGCAUGUGUUCCAUUUUGUCUUCUCGCAAACAAGGGUCCGCCCGUCCACGUGAAACUGGCUCGAGGUCUCGUCAGCAUUCACCCAGCCUUGGAUCUCGUCGCCCCUCCCUCGAACGAGGAUCUCGUCGCCCCUCCCUCGAACGAAGUACCAUCUGAAAAAACUGCAUCGACCCGUGUGCGGCCGGGGCGUCCACCUGCACACUUCUCUGUUUCUCGUUCAAAGUCCCCUCGUCCUUCCUCCUUUCGCAAACUGUCUCCUCGUCGGCGCUCUCCAACUCAGUCUAUGGUUUCUUCCAGCAAACUGCCCUCCUCUCGUGGACGGUCUUCGUCACAGUCUCUGCCCAGGCAUUCUGCUCAGCCAGAUCGAACACCUUCUCCCGCUCCUAGUUCAAGCCGAUCUCACUCUCGAAGUCCCUCACCUGUUCAACGCAGCAAAUCUGGAGGCGGUGCGCGGUGCGCCAACCAACAAGCUAACCCCUCGAAGCUCGGCUUCUAUCCAGCAUCUUGGCAGGCCUUCCUGCAGGCAGCAAAGUUGGAAAUGCGGUUGCAGGCAAUUUUAUUGCAUCCUCUUCCAGUUCAUCAGGAAGCGGUAAUACUGGCACAAGAGGUUUUGGGUGCUGUAUUAUGGACAUACCACACGAAGAAGGUGAAGCUUGACAAAGGUUAUUUCCCAGAGUAUAAAGUACCGAUGUCGCGACUACUUUGUGACGACCUGUUCACCUUUCGCACGGAACUCAAGAAAAUUGUAAUAUCUAUUGCGAAGCAAUCAUACGGCAUAUUCUCGAAGGGCAACUCAGUGCACAAGGAGCGCGUCAGUGCAGCAGCGGCUAAGCUCCUCAAGACCGGUGAAUAUCUUCGGCUUCCCGACUCUUCUGAGGGAAAAUAUACCAAUUUUGUGUCGCAGGUUCUCAAGGAAGCCUGCCUCAGUUUUUACUACGGUAACGGUAAAAAAGCGCUCAAGGUAACUGACGAAUUUCAAGACGGAAUUCCUGUCAAUGGCCUUAUUCUGGUGGCCGCAGUUACGAAGGGUGUUCUCACCGGCUUCCGCGACAGUGGUACUGACAAGGUGCCUGACCUUACUGCUGAUACGUGCAGGGCCGACUUCAACUUACUGCAAAAGUCUGUCGACAAAUUGAUGACCAUUCCCGAACGUCGCGCGGAGCUUGAAGAGAUGCUGAAGGAAUGGGCCGAGGAGGGGAUGAUGGGUGAACUUCGCAAUGACUGGGACAGUGCAGCGGGCAGUGAUGAUAUCAAUAUCAUCAUUUAG
Messenger RNA from Suillus subalutaceus, 2445 nucleotides. RefSeq lists its product as uncharacterized. The record is from RefSeq and is a predicted model, not a curated record. NCBI's taxonomy places the organism in Eukaryota, Fungi, Basidiomycota, Agaricomycetes, Boletales, Suillaceae. The transcript has 14 exons. The coding region runs from base 1 to 2445 and encodes 814 amino acids.